GCCGAGUUUAAAUUAGCCGUGACUAGCGCGCCCCUUCCUAAGGGGUAUAUUAUUUCCAUCGUCGGAUUCCGCAUCUGACGGUACAGAACGAGAAAGGAACGCUAAAUUCACGUGUCGCAGUAGAAGAAGGAAAUGGCGUCGUCGCGUCAACUUGUCGGAGUCUCGACAUGUAGGAGUCAAAGUUCGUCGGGGCAAUAGCAGCCUGUUUGGCUGGGAGCCAUGUCACAUCCUGUCCAAUAGCGAGAGAAGGGCCGGAUAUAGUAGGGGCGGACUGGCCGAACUGACCUUACUUGCCGUUGAAGCUGUCGUCGUCUACUAGCCUGGGCUAGGAACAGCGAGGACAGGGGAGAGUACAGACAGAGAGGACAGUGGACAGGCACUCACUGAUGAAGGGGUGACAGGCUCGAGGCCGCAGCAGGGCAGAGAGGGAGCUGCGCUGCAGUCCAGUACUAGCUAGCCGAGAAGGAGACAACAGCGACGAGGCGAGGCGAGCAGAGGAGACGAGCGCAGGCGAGUGCAGAGGAGAGGUUUGAUUUUGAAGGGGAUUCCUCUCCGAUCUCCCUCGCUGCCUGCCUCGCUUCCUCCUGGCUGGCUGGCUGGGGCUGGUCUGGCUGGCUGAGCCUCCCCAUCGGUAACUUUUACUCAUGGACCCAGCCGCAGUAGAAGAAAUCCUUUUUGGCCAGCCUCUGGAUGCCGCUAUCCCUUCACCUUCCGCAAGAUAUAUUAGGGCCUGGUUCCGAGGUGGGAGUAGAAUCCUUCUCGAGUAUUACAGCGUCCUUGAAUUUGCGAGAGUAUGCUUCCCUCGCAUUCUCAUUUCCUCUCGAGAAGCGGCUGCUGCUCCUUCGCCUUGCAAGAAUAAGUGUUGAUUUGAACUCGUCUGCUCGCUGCUCGUCCCAGUGCAGGAUUCACGUUUGCGACGAGUGGUUCAGUUCUCUCUCGUUCAUCAACAAUGGCUCUCUCUGUGGUCGCACUCAGAAAUCUUGCGGUCCUGGCCUUGGUAUUGCUCCUCUCGGCAAGCAUGGAGAGGAGUGGCGUGGCCGCGCAGGCGGACGCCCCUGCGCCCGCUCCGGAGCCAGGAUCAGGCGUAGGAUCCAUUCUGCCGUCGCUCGUUGCUCCUGCAUUGGUUUCGCUUCUGUCUUUUCUGGCUGUCAAGAACUUGUGAGGCCGCCGGCUGGGACUGACAUGCAACAACAACAUCAACGACAAAUCACAGCAACCAGCUGAAAGGUCGCGGACAGAGAGUUACCUGAAACUUUGGAGAAGGGCAGAGGGAAGGUCAUCCAGGAAAGGAUGCCAUGACUCCGUGUACACUACUACGUCUUUUCGCUUCAACAAAUUGUGUCGAAGCUCAGUAUUCAAGAUUGGGGUUUGAUUGGCUCAUUGGUCAAAUCAUUGAUGUCGUUUUUUUACGACGAUGGCGAAGCAUUCGAAAUGGAGGACGAGAUGUUUUUUUUCUUCAAAUCUGUCGUCCGAGGCUAUAUUUCUGAGCGUAGGUAGAGAGUAGUGUAGGUUAGAUUAGUGGUUUUUUAUUCGCUCAGCAUCAUGUUGUCGAUUAUAACGGAAGGAGUACUGUAAAACGUCGCUUGUGGGUUUAAUUAUUCUUCCAUACGAAAUAAUAAAUCGUCCCAGACGGGACUUGAU
Messenger RNA from Marchantia polymorpha subsp. ruderalis, 1641 nucleotides. NCBI's taxonomy places the organism in Eukaryota, Viridiplantae, Streptophyta, Marchantiopsida, Marchantiales, Marchantiaceae. The record is from the annotation of a GenBank genome assembly.